AUGACUACUGUUACACCAACCGUUUUAUGGGCACAACGUUCCAACGCAGAAGAUGCUAGUAAGAAUGUGAUUUAUAUGACUAUUGAAGUCCUUGAUCCAAUUAAUAUUAAAUUGGACUUAACUUCCAGUAGCUUAAAAUUAAGCGCCGAUUCACUGGACAAUGGUACUCACUAUUCGUUAGAGUUGGAAUUUUUUGAUGAAAUCGAUACUGAAAACUCCCAUAAGAAUACCGAAUCAGGUCAUCAAAUCUACUUGAUAUUGAGAAAGAAGAAUUUGAAGGAAGAGUUCUGGCCAAGGUUGACUAAGGAAAAGUUGAAGUUGCACUACAUCAAGACCGAUUUUGACAAGUGGGUUGAUGAAGAUGAACAGGACGAACAACCAGAGGAAGAACCAGACAUGUCGAACAUGAUGAACAUGGGUGGUGGUGCCGGAGGCAUGCCAGGUAUGGGUGGAAUGCCAGGCAUGGGUGGUAUGGGCGGUAUGCCAGAUAUGGGAGCUAUGGGUGGAAUGCCAGGAAUGGGAGGUGCUGGUGGUGCUGGAGGCGCUGGAGGAAUUGACUUUGCCCAAAUGAUGCAACAAAUGGGUGGUGCCGGUGGCGAAGGUGGAAACUUCGAUAUCAGUCAAUUGGCCAGUCAAUUAGGCCAAGCUGGUGGAAAUGCUGGCGGUGAAGAAGGCGAAGAAGGUGAAGGCGAAGCUGAAGGUGAAGGCGAAGCUGAAGGUGAAGUAGAAGAAGCUAAAUAA
Molecule: messenger RNA, 741 nt
Organism: Debaryomyces tyrocola
Lineage: Eukaryota; Fungi; Ascomycota; Pichiomycetes; Serinales; Debaryomycetaceae
Source: the annotation of a GenBank genome assembly